AUGCAAACCAUUACACCAGUAGAUUUGCAUAUUGAUAAUGAUUGGCGUGAUGGUGGCAUGAACGGAUCAACUGUAAGAAAAUCCUCCUCAGCAACUAAUCGUGGAGGACGUCAAGCCUUGCGAAUGCGUACCUGUGUUAUGAGUAAAGUCAAACCAAACAAGACAAAAUCUGCUCAAGUGACAUCAGAAGUUACACAAUCGAAAUCCAAUCUACCCGUUCGUUCCCGAAGUCCAUCGCCAACUCGAGAGCCAUGGGUCCCACCACCAGGCCGUACAACAAAAGGGCAAAAAUUUGCUCCCCAAAGUGCUAAAACACGUUUAGAAACUCCAACGAAUCAAUUUGAUAUCGUUUCCGACGAUGUGACAGACGAAGAUGGUCAACAUAAUGAUCGCCAAUCGAUGUCGAACAACAGUCCACUCCAAGCUGAAAUUCAAACGUACGAAAAACGUAUUCAAGGAUUAGUAGAAGGUGUUGAAAUACUUAAAGAACGAGUAUAUAAUCGUCUAAAUUCCGAUCAACUUCGUUCAGAUAUUGUUUCAUCAUUACGUGACCUUGAACAGUCUCAACAAGCAUCUUUUCAAACAACACUUAAUAAACUACCAUUACGAUCUUCUCGCUCUUCGCCACCCUCACGUCAUAAUUAUCGUUCGUCAAGUGCUGGUGAACAACGAAAGCAUCAAAUGUUACCUCGAGUUUCGUUCGAACAUGACUUACCUCACGAACGACGACGAGCUCGUAGCACAACACCUGUUCGCGGUCCGCUCUAUCUAAAUCCAAACCGUGAACGCUUAUUAAUAUCUCUAUCUCAAUCCGAAGCGGACAUUGCUCAAAUAAUCAAACAAUUAUCAUCGGUCAAAGAUAUUCUCACGAAACUGAAAUUGUCAUACAAUUGCAACAAACUUGACAUCCUGAUGACGACACACGACAACCAUCCCGUUUCGUUCGAAGUUGAACAAUUGUAUCAACAGCGAAAUCAAUUACUACAUUUAAUCGAACAAUUUGAACACUCAAAUAGGAAAUUAAAAGAAUUCCUUCAACAUCAAUAUCAUUUAGAAGCUGAAGACGGUGUCGCGAAUGAGAAAACUGAUGGUAUAAACACACGUUUACAUGAACUGGAACAUGAAAAUGUACAAAUACGACGAUUACUACUCGACCGAGAAAAUGACAAUAUUGCAUUACAGAAUGAACUGGAACGUGAGAGAGCACAUGCAAUUGGUUAUGAUACAAUGAAAACAUCGUUAGAACAUAAUCGAGCUCAUUUACAACGGGAAUUGUGCGCGAAAGAAGGUGAAAUCAAUCGACUGCAAUGUAUUAUACGGUCUUUGGAACGUAAUCGGUCUCAAUGCGAUACUCACCGAAGUAGCGUUAAGCGUACGCCAUCGACGCCUUUGCCAUCUUGUUCAUCUUUGCCAAGUCUCGUGGCUAAAACCAAAGCGAAUACUAUUGAAAAAUUACAAGCUGAGCUGAAUGAUCGUGAUCGUCACAUCAUCGAACUAGAAAAGAAAAUGUACGGGAACAAAAACGAACAACUUGUCGAUGCCAACACAGAAAUCGUUCGACUACGAACAAAACUUGAACAUACUGAACGUUUAGUUGCUGAAUACAAAGAACAGUUACAUAAUCAAACAUUAAAAACAUCCAUUAACAAUAGUAAAAGUCAUUUGUCUGAAAUUGAAUUAGACAAACUACGUUAUCGAUUGCAAAAACGCAUCGAAGAACUUGAACCUCUACCUGAAUUGUUACGUCAAGCUGAAUUGAAGAAUCAAGAUUUACAGGCACGUUUAUCUGAACAAACAACAUAUAUGAGCGAACUCAAAGCCAAAUCGAAUGUUCAAAAUCAUAUACUCGAUCGAUUGAAAGACGAUCAUUUUUCGCCUAAAAACGAGUCUCUUCAACGUCAUUUGAAUGUAUUGGAAGAAGAUAAUGCAACUUUGCUCAGAAAUCUCAAUGCUAAAGAAGACGCCUUGAGAAAUACUCAGGCUCGUCUCAAUGCUAAAACACAUGAAUUAUCAUCAAUGAGUAAACAAAUUGACGUCACCCAAUCUGAUCUGAAAACUCGAGAAGAUGCAUUUAAUUCUAAAGAACGUGCUCUUCAACAACGCAUCAACGAACUUGAACAACAAAUAUCCAAACUUCGACUUGAUUGUACUCAGAUCAAACGAGACAAAGAUGAUGCUGAACGACGUUAUACAUCUCAAUUGAGUGAACUACGUGAUAAACUUGAACAAUCAAAUAAUAAUAAUCGUUCCAUACAAAGUUACGUGGAUUCCUUGAAAACAACGUAUGCUACUGUGUUCAACGAUAACUUUCCAGCGUCCUUAACAGGAACUCCUUUCUCACGAUAUACCUCAACACCUAGUGUCAAAGUACUUGUAAACACUCGAGAAUCGAAAUAUAAAACGGUAUGUAUCAGUACAAAAACAGCAUAUUUCAUCAUUCUGGACGCCUGA
Messenger RNA from Adineta ricciae, 2451 nucleotides. Lineage: Eukaryota; Metazoa; Rotifera; Eurotatoria; Adinetida; Adinetidae. The record is from the annotation of a GenBank genome assembly.